This is a messenger RNA of Spathaspora passalidarum NRRL Y-27907, 1932 nucleotides long. It is a transcript of the gene DOT4, whose product is annotated as ubiquitin-specific protease. Gene Ontology annotation, cellular component: cytosol; nucleus. The transcript has a single exon. The coding region runs from base 1 to 1932 and encodes 643 amino acids. The record is from RefSeq and is a predicted model, not a curated record. Gene Ontology annotation, molecular function: cysteine-type deubiquitinase activity; cysteine-type endopeptidase activity. Lineage: Eukaryota; Fungi; Ascomycota; Pichiomycetes; Serinales; Debaryomycetaceae.
AUGACACCUUCAAUAAGCACUGCUAAUCCUGCAUCAUCGCCGAAGUCUGCUACUUCGUCUCCUACAAAACCAAAAUCUUUCCAAGAGGCAGUCGCGGCAUAUACAGGAAAAAAAUUUCUUACUAAACAAGAAAAGAAACGCAAGAGAAAGUUGCAACUCCAACAAAUUCAGAAACAACAGCAAGAACAAAAGGAAGAUAAAGUGGAAGAACCUCCGGUAAAGAAACAAAAGGCCAGCACCACGUCUAGCAUACUAAGCAAUAUUUUUUCAUUGUACAAACGAGUUCCAUUUGGUGGAACUCCCACACCACCACCUGCACCUGCCACCGAAACAGAUGAGGAUUUAGGUGAAGACCUUUCCGAGUCCCCGUUUACGGGAUUUAGUGAAGCUGAAACAAAAAGUCAAGAAGAAGAUGACGAAGGAGUGGAUGAAGAAGAAAAAGACGAGGAGCAGUCUAAUGCAGUUUCUGAAAUUGACGAUGAAGACGACGAAGAAGAAGACGAUGAUUUCAAACAAACCACAUCUGAAGAAAGUUCUCCAGUAGACUCAUCAUCGCCUUCAUCGGAAGAAGCUAUUGACGAAGAAGAAGAUAUGGAACGAUUAAAACAUGAUUUGAAAGUUGACCAAUUAAUCAAUACUGGCGACGAUGAGGAAGAAGAUGAAGAUGAAGAUGAAGACGAAGACGAAGAGGAAGAAGAAGAAGAUGAAGAUGAUGAAUCUAGUGAGAGUGUGCCUGCAGUAAAGUCAAUUAGCACACCACCUACAUCUCCAGAAGAAGAAACAACCGAAAAAUCCAUCCAAAAGCAAGAGAUCGAAUAUAAUGACAUAAAUCAAGAUCCAAAUGACCGUGGAUCUAAUAAUUCUACCCGCAUUUACAAGAACUGGCGAGAAUUAGCCAAAAGAAAACCUCCAGUUGGAUUAUUAAACCAAGGUGUUACUUGUUAUAUGAACUCAGCAAUUCAAUCACUCCUUCACAUCCCUGCAGUACAACAUUAUCUCAAUGACAUAUCCCAAGGUAAAUACAAUAAUGUUUUAAAACCUAGAAGUGUUAGUCAUACAUUGGCUGAAUUAUCCCGUAAAAUGUGGGGCUAUGACAAGAGACCUGUUAAAUAUGUUAACCCUAGGAAAAUAAUUUCAAGACUAGACGACAUUAAUUGUAUGAUGAGUGAAUGGCAACAAGAAGAUUCCCAUGAAUAUUUUAUGUCACUUAUGUCAAGACUUCAAGAAGAUAGUACACCAAAGGGGAAGAAGUUACAAGAAUCCAUCAUUUAUGAUAUUUUCGGUGGACUUUUACACCAAAGAAUCACCUGUUCCAAAUGUAAUAAUGUUUCCGAAACCAAACAAGAGUUUUAUGAUUUAUCACUUGGAUUAAACAAACGAAAAUCUAAGGGCGAUCCAUCUUCUAAAUAUCUGAUUGAAAAGUCGAUUCGUGAAUUUUUCAGUAAUGAGUUGAUUAAAGUUGAUUCUAACUUGAAGGAUUCGGGAUACUUUUGUGAAACGUGUCAUUCCCAUACCCAAGCCAACAAGGUUUCCGUGAUUAACCGAGCGCCCGAAACUUUGACUAUUCAUUUAAAGCGUUUCAAAUUCAAUGGAAACUCAUCUUCAAAAGUCAAGCAAUCAAUUAGGUAUAGUAAAUACCUCGAUCUUGAUCAAUAUACCGAGGGAGAUAUUACUGCUAAAUAUAGAUUGGUGUCGGUUAUUGUGCAUGAAGGAAGAUCAAUUCUGUCUGGACAUUAUGUUGCCCAUUGUCUUCAACCGGAUGGUGUAACUUGGUGUACUUAUGAUGACGAGUAUAUUAACCGUAUUGAGGAAAGAGUUGCAUUAUCUGAUCCUUCUGCUUAUGUGUUGGUUUAUACUAAAUUAACACCAAAGAGUAAGAAGAGGAAAUUUGAAGAAGCAAACGGAACUCCUGUGAAAAAGAGAAGAGUGUAA